AUGGAGGCGAUUGUCCAAAUCCAAAACUCACAUCUUCUUCAUAUAAUCAAUCGGUUGGAUGCUUUGGAGAAUGGCACCAGAAGCACUACCGAGUCGCCUACAAUAUCACGACCCUCGGAGGUUUCGAGUUCUUCAGCAAGCCCACAGCAAGUUCAGCCUACGCCGGGCACGGGACGUCUGAAUAACCACGCCAAUUGUAAUUCGGGUCAAAUGAGCCUCAAGGGGUACCGAUUCAGUUCAUAUUCCACGGAGACUGGAUUAGAAGAGAAACUACCCAUUUCCCCAGAAACUGCCAAAUCAUGGCUACAAAUGCUUUACGACAACCAAAACAGCCUCGGAAUUUUAUUACCCAUAGCAAGGGACUUUAUGCUCACGAUACCGUCCAUCGUCGAUAACCCAUAUGUCCAGAUCGAUGUCCGCGUGCUUAUUCUCUACUACGGUGCACUGCACCAGGGGAUGCUCCUCACUCCUGGAAUUGAUACCGUCAAGAAAAGCGAGUACUCUAUCCUGCUAUAUCGUAGAGCUCUACAUCUUAUGGAGGACUGGCAACGCGAGGAGCAAAUCAAUGAACUGAGUCUGCAUGUUGCGUUUUGGAUGACAUUUGAAACAUAUUCGCAGUCUGAUUUCGAUCUGUCGCAUAGACUACAUCGCUGUGCAUGCGAUAUUGCACGGGCUCUCGGACUGCUUGACCUUGAUAGCAUAGAUGGAUCUGCAAUUACUCCAGCCAGCAGCCAGCCGGUUAAUAUGGACACUGUCUACCGGGGGGUGCACAGAAUCUACUUCUGGCAGAUUCUGAUGAUGUUCGAUAAUCUCUUUCGCAACAAUCUUUACAGAGCAGGUAGUAUUGAGAUGGGUACCUGGAAAGUGAGUCUACCGGAUCUUUCUACGUGGCGGAGCUUCAACGACGGCGACCGGCAUGCUCAGGUGUAUUUUGAGGUCUCUCUCCGACUAGCACGUAUAUCCCUUAAACACUCUGAACUACGGAGCAGUAUGGACUUGCGGUCAGGAGAGGACGGGAUGCUUGAUGCGUCUGCACAGGCGGAAGUGAUGAACCUGGUGUUGGAAAUUAGCGCUGUUAUAUCUGAUUGGAAUGUUGAACCAUUGCUUAUGCAAGCAUCCUCCACGAUUCAUGCAAGCCUAUAUGCAAAGCUCAUCUUCGAUGCAACGUCAAUGAUAACCUCAUCCCUCCGCAUUCAACCUCAAGGCGCUAGCUGGCCCCCAGAACAUGGUGCUGAACUGGAACUAGAUGCAGCCCGGAGAUCUAUAACAGCUGUACAACGUUUGUUUGAGCUUGAUCCAAAUGUAAUUUGCUGGCACUUGGGGUACUUCAAAAGCUACAUUACUCCCUGUAUUGGGAUCAUCUUCAAAAGCACCCUCACUACGGACGCAGAGGAAACAGCAACGUCGAAUAUAACUCUCAUACUCUGGAUAGACCUGGUGCUUACUGACUGGGAAAGCAUACGCAAGGAAUUAAACUCCAUGAAGAGAUUUGUCCAAACAUUAAGACGCUUCACGCAUACAUUUGUUCAACAAAAGUUUCGCGGGACACAAACCGAGCAUGGUUAUGAAGAGCCAAGCGCCUUGUCCGAAGCAAUGAGACGGGGAGUUGUAGAAGAUAUACUGGAUGUUGCCUGGCAAACCAGUGAAUCGAGGAGCCCUUUGCCCGGGUCUCCCACCACUGAACUACUCGGUGAAGACGAGCUACGGUUUUUGCAUGAGCGAGGGGUCGACCUCCAGCAACUAUACAAUGAUCCCUGUCAGGCUAUUCUGGAAUUGGAGAAGAGUAUAUUGACUGAGCCUGAUCCUCACCGUGGGUGGUGGACGUUUGACGUUUAG
This is a messenger RNA of Aspergillus puulaauensis, 1836 nucleotides long. RefSeq lists its product as uncharacterized. The coding region runs from base 1 to 1836 and encodes 611 amino acids. The record is from RefSeq and is a predicted model, not a curated record. Lineage: Eukaryota; Fungi; Ascomycota; Eurotiomycetes; Eurotiales; Aspergillaceae. The transcript is spliced from 6 exons.